UGCGAGUCAUUUCAGAUCCGUGGUUGGUUCGGAGUCUCAAGUUCUCGCUUCUCCCCCUGAGGAAGACGAAACGCUGCUCAAGGCCAUACCUCUGAUUCCCCAAAAGAAUAAACUUUCUGAUAAAAUUCUCCCUCUCCCACCUCCUCUCGAAAAAAGAAGUUGCCUCUCUGAUCGAUCCGUCUCGCCCCCCCGAUCGUGCUGGCUUUUUCCGCGAAGAUUUUGACCGCUUCUACGAGGAUUUCCGCCCUGGAAAUGGUGAUCUCGGCUUGUUUCCGAUCGAAUCCCUGGGAUUCAACCACGGUGGAUGAUAUCAGCGUCUUUGCGAGCAUUCUUCCCUUCUUCCGAUAAACCGGUCUUCUUUUGUGGGGUUUGUUUGAAGAGGAGGAGAAAAGGUGCUUUGAUUUGGAUUUGCUGGUUGUUGUUGGUAAUCAGUGUUUAGAUGGAGGUGUGACUCAAAUCCGCUGUGAUUUACCCUCAGAUCUAGACUCGAAACGUGAUUUUGCACGGUUUUACUGUAGCUGAACGAAAGGUCACUGGAUUAGAUCGGGGGAAAAAAAAAAGAAAUUCCCCCUUUGGAUCUUGGUGGUUUUGGGAUUUUGAGAUGGAGACACUGGUUGUUGUUGCUCAGCAUCGGAAUCAAUAUUGCACCAGGGCCAAAUCUCAGAUGUCCGAUAGGUUCGGCGCUUCUCCUUCCGGAGGCUUCAAAGGGAUCAAUUGCCGGACUUUCCAGUCCGGUGCCGGUAUUUGGCCGCCUCCACCCUCGUUUUCCAGCGCCUCCGAGCCGAGAUCGCCGUGCUUUUACUCUGAACCAUCCAAACAAAGUAGAAGAAGCAAACCCAUUCUGAUAAGUCCUUCACCACCUCCAAAAGGAGCAAGCUUCCAUGAUGAACUCUCUUACUCUGAGCUCUGGGCAGGGCCAGCAUACUCAAAUUCACCCCCUCCGAGUUCUCUACCCAUCCCAAAAUUUUCCCUUCGCCAGAAACGAAGCAUCUCUCUUGAAUUGCCAGGUCCUCCGUCUGAAAUCACUCUCCAUCCGUUGUCCAAGUCGGCACCUUCUUCUCCCACCAGAAAAUCUGGUUCAUCUGACGAUGACUUCUUUCUCAGCACCACCGCAGCUACGGAGAAUUUGAGACGGAUUCUCCAUUUGGAUAUCGCUGAUGACUGAAUCUGAUGGAGGACUUGGGGGGUCCUGUAAAUAUCUGCCGUGCUGAUGUUGGCUUUCGUUGUUUGUUUACUUUUAUAGGGUAGUGAAUAACUUUCUGGAUAGUGUCUUUAGAGGAAGAUAAUUUAGAAAUCUCUGGUUGGAGAUGAAGAAAAGCGAGGCUGUCUAUGGCAGUAAUCAAAUAUGAUUUGGCAUUUGGGAAGGUAGGCGUUGGAGGAAGGCUGGGAAGAAGUGGAGUGGUGAUGAGUUCAGUUACUGGUUGGAUUAUGAAGCUAAUCGGAUUUAUUGGGACUGAAUGGCUAAGCACUACUCUUACUUCAGUGCUGCCUGUUAUCUGGGUGGUUCUUUAUUCUCUGGGUUGACUCUUUUAGCUUUCUCUCUCUUGACUGGUUAUAGCGUCUGGUUAGGUAAGUUCAAUUUAGAUGCUGUCCUUUUCUCUUUUUAUAGGCAUGCUGUAUAUGCUUUAGGUUCUGGGCUACAAAUUACAUAGAUGACUCAUGUUUUUGAACUUUAAGUUGUGUCUGUAGGUUAUCUGCUUCUCUGUUCUCUAAAAGCCUGCAUUCUCUAGAGAUAUUUCACUUGCUGUUUAACAUUUGGAGUUUCGAUCUUUUCUCUACUUUUGUUUGUCUAACUUCUGACAUACUCUGGUCCUUUAGAGUUCGCCUCAUCACUUCUUCUGGUUUUUUGGAGGAAGAAGUUGGGAGGAGAACUAGAAGGAUAACUCCUCUAUCCCUUCUGCCCCUUGUUUGUCUAUCUCAAUGCGCGCAGGUUUAAGGUGUUGUUUGUUUAGCAUGCUAUCUGUAUGUGUUAAGUUCCAUUAGGUUGUCUUCAUAUCUUUAGUAGUGGGUGCCGAGUCUGGUGGUAUAGUCUGGUCUUACAUAUCAUAUAAGUUGUCCACAAGUUCAAAAGUUGUUUAGCGAAAUAUAGCGUCCAGGAGAAGUAGAUGAACGGUAUCCAUGGGAGGCAUCUGAACUUGUGAUCUGCAACAAGUUAUAUCUUGGUAUGGCGUUGAGGAACUUGCUGACAUCUCUACAGACGGUUUAUUCAGCGCAGACGGUUUAAUUCGCCAAAGCUGGUUCUUUCUACAAGUCUCAUGUUAUAUGAUCGUAACUUGAUGCAUCCGUUCGAAAUUGCGAAUUAUAUAUUAUUGAUCAGGACAGAACGUCCUUGUAUCUGAAAACGAACGUUUCAGGUUUAAUGUUCAAGACAUCGUCAAAAGAAAUGGUGCCCUUGAUCCUUGAGUUUUUAAUUGAGGCAUUGCUUCAUCCAUGGUGUAUUGCUUCAACUAUUCACUUAGCCACAUGUAAAGCAGGCAGUAAAUUUGCGUGAUUGGUUCAUCUGAAGCAUAAUAUACCCUAUGACCAGAUAUGUGUUGGGCAUAGACAUUUAAAAUAUAAGAACUGGUCUGGAUGGUUUAGGGUGAUGGAUAAGAUCCCAAACACCUACCGUCGUGUUAUCACAUCAAUCCCCCGAAUCAUGCUUGGGAGACUGAUUCAUGAGGAGCAAUCAAUCUUAUAAAAUGCUCUUCCAAUGUUGUAGAAGGGAGGCAUUGCAAUCACAGUAAGUUAGCAAUCUAAACUUUUAGAUUAAAA
Messenger RNA from Elaeis guineensis (African oil palm), 2754 nucleotides. NCBI's taxonomy places the organism in Eukaryota, Viridiplantae, Streptophyta, Magnoliopsida, Arecales, Arecaceae. The record is from RefSeq and is a predicted model, not a curated record.